Messenger RNA from Penicillium riverlandense, 729 nucleotides. RefSeq lists its product as uncharacterized. NCBI's taxonomy places the organism in Eukaryota, Fungi, Ascomycota, Eurotiomycetes, Eurotiales, Aspergillaceae. The transcript has 3 exons. The record is from RefSeq and is a predicted model, not a curated record. Bases 1 to 729 code for a protein of 242 amino acids.
AUGGCUGACCGCAGCUUGGCGGUCAGGGCGGUGGCGGCGACGUUUGUAUCGAUUGCUUUCGUCGCGGUUUGUCUUCGGGUAUACUGCCGAUCGAGAGUGGUCAAGAGUUUUGGAUGGGAUGAUGGUCUUAUGGUGGUGGCCAUGCUCUUUUAUAUCAUGUACUCCGGAAGCAUGAUUGGCGGAAGCCUUUAUGGCACCGGGAAGCGAUUCGAAGAUAUAACCCCGAGUAACGCUCUCAUGGCGAUGAGAUACUGGUGGCUUUGCGAGAUUGGGUACUGCUUCUCUUCCGUCUUCUGCAAAGCCUCCGUCUGCGUCUUCCUGCUCCGAAUUACCGUUCGCCGCGUGCACAACUGGAUCCUUUACCUUGUCAUGUUCUUCACCGUGGCAACAGGGCUAUUGUUUAUGUUCCUGAUGCUUCUGCAAUGCCGGCCUCUUUCAUUCUUCUGGACCAGAGUCGGCCCCAAUCCUCCAACAGAUGGCUCAUGUAUAACCAUGGACGGAAUUAUCGCAAUGACCUAUGUUUAUAGUGUUUUCGCCGCCAUCUGCGACUUGACAGCUGGUAUUCUUCCCAUCUUCUUGGUUUGGAACUUGAACAUGGAUUUCAACCUGAAGGUUGCCGUAGUCGGCAUCCUCGGCCUUGCUUGCAUGUCAGUCUCUUUUGGGCCCACAGAACUUCGUUUUGUCUCUCUAAUAUGUCUGGAUUGGUUUCUAGUGCAAGUGCUGCAGUGA